AUGAGCGCUGCCAAUAGCAACAGACCCGGGCCUGCGCCUGGGCUUGCCUCAACCUCGCGCUUACCGGACGAGCACACGCCCUUGGUUGGAAACACCACAUCACGGUACCCAGAGCCCUAUGACGGAUCGGCAGACGGGGACGGGGACGGGGACGGGGACGAGGACGAGGAAAUCGACCCGGAUGACUUUGACCUGCUGCUUACUCGCUCGUCCUCGUACGCGGCAGGCCCGCUGGGCCCAGAGGCGAACGAGACCCCGCUCCUCAGAGGGGACCGCAAGUACAGCAGCAGCAGCAGGGCAGGCCGUCCACCUCUGGUCUUCUCCAGCCGGCGACCGUCGGUGACCAGCGAGGCCCUCGAGGACGAGGUGGCCGCCGAGCUGGACAGGGCACCUUUCCUCGGCGGCAUUUCUCGAGGCCGCUUCUGGUGGAUCUUCGGCAACGUCCUGGCCCUCCACUUCGUCUCGUGCUUCGACGGCACCAUCAUGGCCUCGUCGCACCCCGUCAUCACCUCCUACUUCCAGAGCUCAAACUCGGCCUCGUGGCUGUCGACGGCCUUCCUCCUCACCUCGACCGCCUUCCAGCCGCUGCUGGGCAGGUUGUCCGACUCGGUCGGCCGCAAGGGCCCCUACAUCGCCACGGCAACAAUCUUCGCACUGGCAACCCUCUGGUGCGCCCUCGCCCAGACCAUGACGAGCUUCAUCGCCGCCCGGGCCGUCUGUGGCCUCGGGGCCGGUGGCGUCAUGACGUUGGGAAGCAUCAUCGUCUCGGACCUGGUCCCUAUCGAGAGGAGAGGUGCAUAUCAGUCUUAUAUCAACAUGGUGUACGGAGUCGCCUCGACAUCCGGUGCGGCUCUAGGUGGCUUCCUUGCCGAGAAUCUGGGCUGGCGUGCAGAGUUCGGCAUUCAGGUGCCCCCGUUGUUUCUCUGUGUUGGCAUCUCCAUUGUCACGAUCCCAGGUGAUCUUGGGUUGGACGUCCAGGCCCACAAGGAGACGGUGCUCCAGGCCAUGAGGCAGUUCGACUUCAGGGGCUCCUUCUUACUGACCGCUGCCAUCACCUUCCUGAUCCUCGGCCUCAACCUCGGCGGAAAUGUCCUCGCCUGGACCCACCCACUCGUCCUCACAUCGCUGGCCGUCUUCGCCCUCAGCUUCCCGUCGUUCCUAUGGGCCGAACGGUCUGCAUCACGGCCCAUCAUGCCUCUCCGCCUCAUACAGCGGUCUCCACAUGCCAACAUGAUAUUCUCUAAUUUCCUCGCCGCCUUUCUGAUGAAUGCCAUCCUGUUUAACAUGCCCUUGUACUUCCAGGCUGUGCUCCUCACCUCUGCCACGACGAGCGGCCUGUGCCUUAUGGUUCCCACAAUUGCCUCUAGCACCUGUGGCACUGCCACGGGCUUCAUGGUUACAUGGACCAAGCGCUUGAAGUGGCCUCUCGUGCUGGGUGCGGCCUUGUUCCUCGUGGGGACGGUCGUGCUCUCAUCAAUGCAGCGGGGUUGGCCACUCUUCGUCUACCUCAUACUCCUGGUGCCCCACUCGAUGGGACAGCAGGCGGAGCAGGCCGUCGUCACCAGUACCUUGAUUCUUUGGCGCAGCAUGGGUACGGUACUCGGCAUAGCAGGGAGCAGCCUCAUCGUCCAGAACUCGCUCUGGGUUUACCUCGAGACGUACGUCACCGACAGGGCAGCAAAAGACGCCGGGUUCCUAGGUGGCAAGGCUGAGGUCAUUGAAAGAGUUAGAGAAAGCAUCGAGGCUAUUGGCAAAAUGGGAGGUCUCGUACAAGAGCAAGUUGUGAGGAGUUAUGAGGCUUCCAUCAGGGCGGCUUUCUUAUCUUGUAUUAUCCUCGCCAUAGCCAGUCUUGUGCUGUUGUUGCCAAUUAGACUGCCGCGACUAGGCCAGAGGAAGAAGUAG
Molecule: messenger RNA, 1902 nt
Organism: Diaporthe citri
Lineage: Eukaryota; Fungi; Ascomycota; Sordariomycetes; Diaporthales; Diaporthaceae
Exons: 5
Coding region: 1-1902 (633 amino acids)
Biological process (GO): basic amino acid transport; transmembrane transport
Cellular component (GO): fungal-type vacuole membrane
Molecular function (GO): basic amino acid transmembrane transporter activity
Source: RefSeq, a predicted model, not a curated record